AUGCCGUUUCCCAUGCGGCGGGCCUCGAUCUCCCAGGCACUGAUCGAUAUGCCUAAGCCCUACCAGGGCGAGCCUCAGCGCUACCGUCUCACGGCAAAUCAGCCAAUUCCUCCUCCCAGAAAGCGAAUGAGCUUCUGGUUCCGCACCCGUUGGGUCAGAACUCUCAGCCGCCCAGUCCACCGCGACACUGUAAACCUUCUUCAUGCUGAAGUAAAACCGCCCCCGCUAGUCGUCAGGCUCCCUCUGAAAAUGCUUCGCUUCCUUCCAGAGGCGGCUACCAUCUGGGCCCAGAAGCAUUUCCCCGAAUGGUUUCUCCCAUCCACUCUGAUCGUGAAAUGCCGGAACCGAAAUGACCCGGAGCGCGUCAACUGGCUACCAGCUGAUCACGAGCCCCCCUUCAUGACUAAAUUCGAUACCGAGAUCAUGGCCUACAGCCAACUGAAGGAUCUCCAAGGUAUCGCGAUCCCGAAAUUCCUGGGACGGACCAUCUGCCGCGGCAAGCAUGCCAUGCUUCUCCAGGAUGUUCCCGGCGCGUACCUCUCGAAUCCCGAUGGCGCGACGCUAACCUACGACGAGAUGAGAGACCUCCUGGAGCGGUGCUACUAUGAGCUGGCCGAGUUCUCGGCAGUCCAGACCAACCCCAGCACCCGGAACUUUGUCCUUUCGCCUGAUCGACGGCGCCUCAUGAUGGUGGACCUGGAGCACCUGGUCAUGGACCACCCGGACCUGAUUCUCCUUGAUUUCGACUCCGUCUGUGCCCAGGGUGGAGUGGCACGCAAAUAUGUCGGCCUGCAGAAAUACUAUCGGGAGGAAGGCUACCUUGAGCCCGCUUGA
Clonostachys rhizophaga is the source of this 834-nucleotide messenger RNA. Lineage: Eukaryota; Fungi; Ascomycota; Sordariomycetes; Hypocreales; Bionectriaceae. The record is from the annotation of a GenBank genome assembly.